AUGAAUCCCUACAAAGAUAUAGAAGAAAGUUCAUUCAGUGCCGUUCCUCAUGUUGCUUAUGAAGAUAUUGCUACAAAGUUAUUAAAAGAUCACUACUUUUUGACCGCCUUAGAACUGCACACAGAAUUAGUAGAAAGCGGUAAAGAACUGCCCCAAUUAAGAGAAUUCUUCUCAAAUCCUGGAAAUUUUGAACAGCAUGUUUCUAGAGCAACGGAAAUGAAUUCUAUGCAUCGCACACCAAGCUUGGCAACAUUAGAUUCUCUUGAUACUGCAAGGUAUUCUGAAGAUGGGGGAGGAGAUAGAGCAGGAAGUGGUGGAGAUAUUGCCGUCUUAGAAUUUGAGUUAAGAAAAGCUAAGGAAACUAUAAAUUCUUUAAGAGCAAAUCUUACUCAGUUUGCAGACGGAGAAUCAACUUUAGAUAAAAAUUUAAAAGACAACCUAAAUUCAAAGUCUCUUAAGCCACAUGAGAAAAGAGCCUUAAACUUUUUAAUAAAUGAGUACCUGUUACUAGAAGAUUACAAAUUAACAAGCAUUACAUUCUCAGAUGAGAAUCCAAAUCAGGAAUUUGAAGAUUGGGAUGAUGUAGGUCUAAACAUGCCAAGACCGCCCGGUCUUGUAUCCUUGUUUAGAGGGAGCAAUACUUCUGUAAAUAUUCCAAAACAUGAUGCUUUCACCCAGUAUGACAAAGACUAUUGGUCAGAUGCGGAGUGUCAGACACAGCUAGAUGAUGGUAAUGUGUGCGUAAGCUGUCAAACAUCACUUGAACAUGAUGCAGAUUGGAAUCACGAGAUAUUAAUUCAGGCAGAAGAAAUAAAUUUAUUGAAACAAAAAAUCAUAGCUUUAGAAACGGAAAAGCUGAAUUUCCAAAAGCUUUACGAUGCCGCUGUUGUAAGUCUUAAUUCACUCACAAGUCCAGCGUCAGAGAAGCAUGGUCUAGAUUUACAAAUUCCAAGUGAUAAGUUGGAUUCUAUACAAACAAGAGUUGAUAGUCAGACAGACCAGAAGCCUAUCACUUGUAUGGCUGCUGAAAAUCACUAUGGAAGCAGUAAUUCUACGCAUAGUGCAACUCCUGAUCAGUUUGAAAUGAUUGAAAAUGAGAAACUUUGUCUGUCGAUUAAGAAAGAUGGGUCAAAUACCAGUUCUUUUGAGCCAGCAUUGUUGGACCACAGUGGCCGUGGCACACCAGCACACAGAGGUAGUAUGACCACACUCGAUGACACACUCAGCAUGAAUGAUGCUGCAGAGUGGACUCGUCUGCACUAUGACUACAAUGUCAUUGAUAACAACAAGGAGGCUUGGAUUGAGAGUGCAAUACCAAGUAAUCUAAAGGAGCUGUUGAUAAGCUGGUGCAAUGAAGCCCUGGAAAUCAACGAACCCCUGUCUAAUGAUCUUCUGACAGAAUUAGUUAAUAAUGACAAACCAAUUGUGUUGCCAGCUUUAUUACAACUUGUUGCUGACACAUUACCAAAGAUCCUGCCUCACAUACUAGUGGGUCGUCGUAGUGAAUCGGCUGCACUGCUAACUGCUGCUAUUAUUCUGCUGCCGCCCGCCGACACACGACGAUCGAAAUUACUACACACUCUUCUUACUCUUUUUAAGAAACCAGACCCGACUGAUGCCAAAGUUAUAUGCGAAGCCGCAUGCCUUAUAGUGAAGUGGGGUGGAAGUGGAGAAGUUCUAUCGUCGAUCGCAGAACUUCUGGCCAGUCGAUCAACAGAACGAAGGGUAUUGGCGAGUCAAAUAUGCUUGGCUAUAGCACCGUACGUCCCUCUCGAACUCUGCACUUCCCUACUUCUGAGCCUAGUCGUGCUGAUGUGUGAAUCCAGUGAAAAUGAGAUACGCUCCCUAGGUCUAAAGGCCGCCUGUCUAAUUUGUCCAAUAGCCGAUCACAAGUAUGGGCAGCUAGAGAAUAUUCUCUUCAGUUUCCUAAAGGACCCGGUGGAGAAGAUUGUUAAGGAUACUGUUAAUUAUUUCAUUCCUGUGUUAGCUAGGAGUGCGCUUAUUGCUGGAAAGUUUUCUUCCUCCCUCUACAGCCGGAUAAUUUCCAAUUUAGUUAAAUCGUGUACAGAUAACGUAUGGACAGACGUACUAUUGUAUAUAGAUAUAUUAAGAGUAUUGGUGAUAGCGAAGCUGGCUUAUGUUAUUAACGUACAAAUAGUUAAGGAUACAGUGAACUGUGAUACGAAGAUAAACUUGCAGGACGUGUUGUUGUGCGAGCAGGAUAGCUUUAUGGACCUACAGUGUUAUAUGAGUGAGAGCGUAGAUGCUAAGAUGCUAUUGGUGGCUAUGAAUUCUUUGCUAAAGAAUACUCCAGAAGUCAGGUGGACAGAAUUAGGAUGGUUCAUGAAUGUAAUCAAGCAGAUAUUAGAAAUAACGACGUCAAACAGAGUGUUGAGCCAUCCAGCGAUAUACGAACUACUGAUAGAACUAUUCAGUACUUACGUCUACAAUUUUGGGGCACACUUUACUAGUGAAAUACUCAAGCCAAUAUUUAUGAAAAUUAUAAAUGACCUGGAGAACAAAUUGGAGAAGUUACAUACAGUGAAUGUCGAUAGUGUAAUCGUGGUUGGCAUUUAUUUAGUGACGAUUAUAAUUGCUGUGGAGGACACUGCGCAACGGGCGGAAUUCCUACAGAAAUGGGUUCUGUACAGCAGUAUACGAAGUUUGCCUACGAAAAUGCUGUCUAUACCUUUCAAGUGGUUAACGAAGCAUCGACCAGAUGUUCUAGACUUCUAUUUGCAAUGUCUUAGAGACUUUGCAGCAAGAAGUCGCGACAGUUCGAGCGGCAGCAGCAUUCGCGUGUAUACAGCGAUGCUGCUCAGCGAGUUGCUCAACACGAGCCAUGUGAGCGACGUAUGCCUCGAGUCACGGCUUCUGCCAGCUGUCACUACGCUUCUAUAUGAUGACGACACCUCUGUGCGCGAAGCAGCUAUAACAGCAUGGGGUAGCGUCGCUAGGAUCUGCGUCGUGCGUGGUCUCUCAGACACCAGUGCAUCCGUCCACUCACUCUGCUGGCCUCCCUUCGAAGAGCUGCUGAAUUCUCGCCCUCUCACCAGCAGGGAGGGCGCGAAAGCCUCUGAAGCAUUAACUCUUUUGGUACUUCCUACAAUGGAAAGUCAUGCUGUCUCCGAAACAGCGGUAUCAUUACUAUGUUCGUUAUGUCACCGGCAACUGACCGCAGAGUGGCUGGCGGCGCUCACACCUGGACUACAACUCGCUGUUCAUCAUUGCUCUCAUCAUCCUGCACUUUUACCAGCUCUAAGGAAACUGGAAGAGAGUGUACAGCAACCAGCCCUCAGUCAAUUCAAGCCUGCGAUCGAGGCCUUAGUGCAUGUGAUCAGCAAUGAAACACCGCGCGUGCCCUCACCCAAACCGGCGUCGAAUCUGCACGCAGCGCAGGAGGUCGGGAGACGAGUAACGCAGAUGUUCCAGCAAUCGAAAACCAACAUGAACCUACAGAAUAUAUUCAAGAAGAAACCAUAA
Messenger RNA from Leptosia nina, 3483 nucleotides. The record is from the annotation of a GenBank genome assembly. NCBI's taxonomy places the organism in Eukaryota, Metazoa, Arthropoda, Insecta, Lepidoptera, Pieridae.